AUGCUGUGGGUGUCAGCGAGACGCUGCCUGUCCCAGGCCCUGCGGCGGCUACAGGACGGGCCGGGUGAGAGUUACCGGGAACUGCUGGUGUGGUACUGUGAAACCACAAGCACCCACGGCCCCAAGCGUAUCCUGACCGAGGGGCCCAAGAAGCGAGCGCUGUGGCUGUUGCUGACACUGUUGCUUGGUGGGGUGGUCUGCUGGCAGUGGGGGGUCCUGGUGCAGAGGUAUCUGUCCGGAGAGACCAUCUCGACCCUCCGCACCGGCUUCAAAGCCAUGGUUUUCCCCGCGGUCACUCUGUGCAACGUCAACCCUUUCAGGUACUCUCGCUCGCGGGGGCUACUGCAGCCACUGGACCGGUUGGCGGAGUUGGCACUGCAGCGUAUUUACAUGUACAACCAGAACAGGACCCUUCCCCCACCCAUGGACGACCUGGAGGAUAAGUGGAGCCGAGGCGGGGCUGGCCUGGGUCCUGGCCCCCUGGUGCCCCUGGUGAUCAUUGAGCAGACGGAGAAGGGGGAGGAGGUCCUGGUGCGGAUUUUGGGAGAUGCUGAAAGUGACGUCCCUCGGGACGCCAAGCUCGGGAGGGGCCCACGCAGCUAUAAGGUGGCCCUGCACCUGUGCAGUAAGGAUGGCCGGGACUGUCUGUACAGGAACUUCACCACAGGGCUGCAGGCAGUCAACGAGUGGUACUCCCUGCACUACAUGAGCCUGAUGGCCAAUGUCUCACUGGAGGACAGGACAGCGAUGGGCGAGCACGGACAGGACUUCAUCCUCUCCUGUAACUUUGGCGGACAUCCCUGUGACUUGCGGAACUUCACGCGUCUCUUUCACCCGACCUACGGCAACUGCUACAUCUUCAACUGGGGCUCGAGCGGCAGUGUCCUGACCGUGUCCAACCCCGGAGCCGAGUUCGGGCUGAAGGUGGUGCUGGACAUUUCUCAGGAGGAUUAUAACCCAUUCCUCUCCAUGGCAGCUGGGGCCAAGUUUAUGCUACAUCAGCAGAACACGUUCCCCUUCCUGAGGGACCUGGGCAUGUACGCCAAGGCCGGCACCGAAUCCUCCAUCACAAUAUUUGCGGACGAAAUAGAGCGUCUGGGAGGAGUGUACAGUCGGUGCAGACUCAACCCCUCGGCCACAGAGGUGACCACUCUCUACAACACCAGCUACUCCAUGCAGACCUGCCUUCGCUCCUGUCACCAGGCUCACAUGGUGCGACUGUGUGGCUGUGCCUAUCACCACUACCCCCUGUCCGAGGGAGCUCAGUACUGUAACAACCAGGACCACCCUGGCUGGGCUUACUGUUACUAUCACCUCAAGGAGCAGAUCGAGAGCGAGAACUCCGAAUGUCUGACAAGCUGUAUUCCACCCUGCAAUGAUACCCUCUAUCGUCUCACCAUCUCCAUGGCAGAAUGGCCAUCACAAGCCUCUGAGGAAUGGAUCUAUCAAAUCCUCUCAUACGAGCGAGAUUCCUCCCCUAAAGUCACAGUGAACAGAAAUAGCAUCCUGAAGCUAAAUAUGUACUUCAAGGAGAAUAAUUUCAGAACAAUAUCAGAGAGCAAGGCUCAGACAUUAGUUUGGCUGCUGUCCAACCUCGGUGGCCAGUUUGGCUUCUGGAUGGGGGGCUCAGUGCUGUGUAUCGUGGAGCUGCUGGAGGUGAUGUUGGACUGCGUGUGGAUCAUGGCCAUACGCGGGGCCAGGCUGUACAUGGGUCACAGACGCAGGCGCUCGCUGGCCCGUCACCCUCCACCUGUGCCCACCGUGGCUCAGUGCGUGGAGGAGCAGGAGCAUCGGGCACAAAGUGAGAGGCCAGUCCCCAGCACGCCCCCACCACGGUACGACUCGCUCCACAUCUGCUCGCUGACAGAACCUGGACCCCCUGAGGCGGGGGGCAAGAUAGUGGUCGAGGUGGGUGGUGAGGAGGCAGGUGAAGAGGUGGGUGAAGAGGGCUGUAGGCUAUGAACUCUCCCCCACUGCGUUUCACGCAGAGGUACAUUGGCUUGAGGGAAGAGCCCCCUCUCCCCCGCCCCUCCCCGGUCAGGCUGGCCACCCCCCCCUCCACAUGGCGGGGGUUAAUUCAAUGUCGGGAGGGGGGGGUGAGGCGAGGGGGGGGCGAGGCGAAAAGUGGGAAAUUUCAGGGCUGGAAUCUCAAUAACUAAAAGCUGAGCCUGUUUGUAAGUCACAACAGGACAGCGACAGAGGAACCAGCUUGUAACCUUCCAAAACUGGGGAGGAGGGCAAGUGUCAGGGGAGGGGCAUGUCAGGAUGGGGGGGAAGCGUCAGGGUGAGGGGUAAGUCGGGGGUGGGGUAAAUCAGGGGACUCUGGUGCUGCACUCUCUCAAUAACCUAGAAACGAGGUUUCUAUGGGACGUUGCUGCUGUUAAAAUGAUAAAAACACAAGUCACUUUCCACAUGUGGUCUCUGUGGCCACAUAUUUCUAAAUAUGUAAUUUAUUGUUAAAUAAAAAGGAAUUCGCUCAA
Callorhinchus milii (elephant shark) is the source of this 2480-nucleotide messenger RNA. Its product is annotated as sodium channel epithelial 1 subunit beta. The transcript has 12 exons. Gene Ontology annotation, cellular component: membrane. Gene Ontology annotation, biological process: sodium ion transmembrane transport. Bases 1 to 1962 code for a protein of 653 amino acids. The record is from RefSeq and is a predicted model, not a curated record. NCBI's taxonomy places the organism in Eukaryota, Metazoa, Chordata, Chondrichthyes, Chimaeriformes, Callorhinchidae. Gene Ontology annotation, molecular function: ligand-gated sodium channel activity.